Messenger RNA from Olea europaea var. sylvestris, 1315 nucleotides. RefSeq names its product biotin carboxyl carrier protein of acetyl-CoA carboxylase. Lineage: Eukaryota; Viridiplantae; Streptophyta; Magnoliopsida; Lamiales; Oleaceae. The transcript is spliced from 9 exons. Bases 195 to 1079 code for a protein of 294 amino acids. The record is from RefSeq and is a predicted model, not a curated record.
GGUGAACGAGGAGUGGGUGGAGAAAAUGAGGUAGGGGGCGGAUAUAUCAAUGCACGAACUAACAUACACCCAGCUCGCUCCCAUUUAUAUGUUUCUCUCAGCUAUAAAUCAAUAAAUUUCCUUUCGAAUUCUCAUUGCUCUUAGAUCUUCAUUCCAUUUCAUAUCUUCGUGUACAAUCGGAUUUAAAAUCUCCGAUGGAGUCCGCCGCCGUUCUCCGCUCCUUCCAUUAUUCUGUCAGCUCAAGUUCUUAUCAGAAAUCUGUACUUGAACGAGUUGGCACAGUUACCAUGAAUAAUGCAACCCUUUUGAAUCAAAAUAAAUUGCCUUUCUAUGGUGGAAAGUACAUAUCAUUUACAAAUAAACAGGGAGCAAUACUUGUACCAUGUGUGAAGGCCUCUGAAAGUAUUGUGACAUCAAACUCCAGUGGUGAUCCAAAUGGAGACAUUUUGUCAGAUAGUCAUCAAAAUGGAUUUGUGGAGAAGAAACCGUUGCAGGCAACGUUCCCCAAUGGUUUUGAGGCACUACUCACAGAACUCUGUGAGGAGACAAAAGUUGCAGAGCUGAAAAUUAAGUUUGGAGGCUUUCAAAUGCACGUGAAGAGGAAUAUUGAAACCACACCAACUCCUGCACCAGUUGUUUCACCCACAUCUGCACCACCUGUUCCAACUAAACCAAUGAAUGAGUCAGCUCCUGUUGCUUCUCUACCAUCACCACCAAAGUCUUCUGCAGAAAAGAUUAGCCCAUUCACUAACGUUUCUUCGGAUAAGGCAAAAAAGUUGGCAGCACUGGAGGCUUCUGGAUCAAGUGGCUAUGUUAUAGUAUCGUCUCCACAGGUUGGUUCAUUCCGAAGGGCCAAGACUUUGAAAGGAAAGAAGCAACCUCCUGCUUGUAAAGAGGGUGAUGUUAUCAAAGAGGGACAAAUAGUAGGCUUUUUGGAUCAGUUUGGAACAGAACUUCCAGUCAGAUCAGAUGUGUCUGGAGAAGUCUUGAAGCUCCUUUAUGACGAUGGAGAGGCUGUUGGUUAUGGAGAUCCCCUGGUAGUUGUCUUGCCGUCAUUUCAUGACAUCAAAUUAACCUGAAGCAGUGGCUUUCAUUAGAAUUUCAUGUGUUGCCGUCAUUUUGGUAUACUUAAUUUCUAGUUAGAUUUUUUUUUUCUCCAUCUGUAAUAUCAGACUAGCUUUUUCCAAAAUUUCUAUCUGAGAUUCAAUAUGGAUGCUCCGUGGAGAGUGAGCUGUGAGCGCAAUAAUUGAAAACAGUGUGAAAUCAACUUGACCCUCAAUUUUAGUUAAUGUCAAAUACCACCCCUUAUACAACA